AUGAUCAUUAUAAUAAACAUAUAUGCAUCACCAACAGAAGCAGGUCCAUCAAUGACACGAAAGAAACCGGAAGAAACUCUGACUGAUCCAGCAGCAGUGACCUUUACUCGCAUGAACACCUACAUGAUGAAGGUGGCAGCACCAGUGACUACAACAACAACUACCAAGACUACAACUACAUCAACCACUACCAAAAACAGAGCAACGUCAGCAACCACCAAAACUACAACAACAUCAAUCACCACCAAGACUACAACAACAUCAACUACCACGAAAACUAGAACAUCAUCCACUACCACCAAAACUACAACAACAUCAACUACCACGAAAACUACAACACCAUCCACUACCACCAAAACUACAACAACAACAAUGACAAUGAUAGCUACAGCGAGCAGUGGAAGUGCAUGUUCUGUAUGGAACGUAAAUGGAGUAACGGUUGCUGGAGGAAACGGACAAGGAUCAGCUGCCAAUCAAUUAAACUUACCACUUAGCAUUGCAGUGACGUCAUCAAAUGAUAUUUACGUCGCAGAUGCCUACAACUUCCGAAUUCAGCUGUGGAAACCGAAUGCAACACAGGGUAAAACCGUAUGGCCACCAAAUGGUAUUGAUAGUGGAAUGGGUAACAUGACUUUAAUUAGGAGUUUACAUAUUGAUCAAAGUGAAAAAUAUCUCUACAUUAUGGAUUUACGUAACAAUCAAGUUUUGAAAUGGAUCAUUGGUACGAACACGACAACUAUUGUUGCUGGUGGAAAAGGUGCUGAAGCUGCACUCAGUCAGCUGUUUUGUUCAUUAUCGUGUGCUUUGACUGUAGAUAGUUUAUCGAAUAUUUACAUAUCGGAGAGUAUAAAUUCCUCAGUCGUAAAAUGGGCACCAGGUGCUCUGAGUGGACAAGUUGUAGCAGGUGGUAACGGAGCUGGUAAUAGACCUGAUCAAUUAUCAAGCUACAUCAACGGCAUAGCAGUAGAUUCACAGUUUACUGUUUUUGUAGUUGAUUCAGGAAAUCAACGAGUUCAAGUGAGUUUUUAUCAUUUCGCUUUAGUUUUUUGCAUUGAAAUAUGUCCCAGCCUAAGUCAAUUUGAAUACAUGAUUCAUAAUCCUAGAGAAUUCUCACUUGACGGAUUACAAUAUAAUAAAAUUAAAAGACAACUUUAG
Rotaria sordida is the source of this 1155-nucleotide messenger RNA. The record is from the annotation of a GenBank genome assembly. NCBI's taxonomy places the organism in Eukaryota, Metazoa, Rotifera, Eurotatoria, Philodinida, Philodinidae.